Messenger RNA from Impatiens glandulifera, 2907 nucleotides. RefSeq names its product lysine-specific demethylase JMJ706. NCBI's taxonomy places the organism in Eukaryota, Viridiplantae, Streptophyta, Magnoliopsida, Ericales, Balsaminaceae. The record is from RefSeq and is a predicted model, not a curated record. Bases 318 to 2504 code for a protein of 728 amino acids. Gene Ontology annotation, molecular function: histone demethylase activity. Gene Ontology annotation, biological process: chromatin remodeling. The transcript has 10 exons. Gene Ontology annotation, cellular component: nucleus.
UGUUCAUCUCCCUCCCCCGCCUUCUUUCAUCUCUCUCUCUCUCUCUCUCCAACUACUCGCCGGCCGGCUGUUGAGGAUAAUGCGGUGGAUCUGAAGGCUUCUUUCACCUACUUUCUGUCUAGAAGCUGUCCUCUAGGGUUUGGUUUGUUUGUGGUUUGAGAGAGAAGAUGGAGGCGUCCGGAGAAGCAUUCCGGCAUGAAAUGGUUGAAGGAAAAGCCUGUUUGUCCCGAGAAGCUAGAUUAUAAUAUUAAAAGUGUAUAAGGCUUCAGCGAUUGAAAUCAGGGUGUUCAACUGAUACUAUAUGUGUCAGAAACAUUAUGAAUCGAAGUGGAGGUGAUGCCUUAAGGGGUCCUUCUCCAUGUGGUGUAAGAUUACAUAAAAGUGCAGACAUAUUUUCUCAAUCAACGGGAGCUUCAAAUGAUAAACAUGUAUUUAUCAAGCGUGGGGUUUCUAAAUUUGACCUAGAUGAUCUUGAAUGGACGGAAAAAAUUCCAGAGUGUCCUGUCUACUAUCCAAGUAAAGAGGAAUUUCAAGAUCCCUUGGUCUAUUUGCAAAAGAUAUCUCCUGAGGCCUCUAGAUUUGGUAUAUGCAAGAUCGUUUGCCCAUUCAGUGCUUCUGUGCCUGCUGGUAUGGUACUAAUGAAAGAGAAAGUUGGUUUUAGAUUUACAACCAGAGUGCAACCUCUUCGUCUGGCUGAAUGGGAUACUGAUGACAAGGUUACUUUCUUCAUGAGUGGAAGAAGUUACUCCUUUCGAGAUUUCGAGAAGAUGGCGAACAAGUUUUUUGCUCGUAGGUACUGUAGUGCUGGAGGCCUUCCAAACAGUUAUAUGGAAAAAGAGUUCUGGCAUGAAAUAUGUUGUGGGAAGACGGAAAGUGUUGAAUAUGCCUGUGAUGUUGAUGGCAGUGCCUUUUCAUCUUCUCCUAGUGAUCAGCUUGGCAAAAGCAAAUGGAAUCUGAAGAAACUUUCUCGGCUUCCAAAAUCUAUCCUACGUCUGCUAGAAACAACAAUUCCGGGAGUUACUGAACCGAUGCUCUAUAUUGGAAUGAUAUUCAGUAUGUUUGCCUGGCACGUAGAGGAUCAUUACUUGUAUAGUAUCAAUUAUCAUCAUUGUGGGGCAGCAAAAACUUGGUAUGGUGUUCCUGGUCACAUGGCAUUAAAUUUUGAAAAGGUGGUGAAGGAGCAUGUUUAUAGCCGCGAAAUUCUGUCAUCUGAUGGGGAGGAUGGAGCAUUUGAUGUUCUCUUGGGGAAAACAACAUUAUUCCCUCCAAAUAUUUUGUGGGAACACAAUGUUCCUGUCUACAAGGCUGUACAAAAGCCUGGCGAAUUUGUAGUUACCUUCCCUAGAGCUUACCAUGCAGGAUUUAGUCAUGGGUUUAAUUGUGGUGAAGCUGUAAAUUUUGCAAUGGGUGAUUGGUUCCCCUUAGGAUCAGUUGCUAGCAGGCGUUAUGCUCUUCUUAACAGGAUACCUCUCCUCCCUCACGAUGAACUACUAUGCAAGGAGGCUAUGCUGCUUCAUACUAGUUUGGCACACAAAGAUCCUAUAUCAUCAUCUAUGGAUUUGAUAUAUCAUCAAGUCAUUAAAGUUUCGUUCGUAAGGUUGAUGAGAUUCCAGCAUCGAUCUCGAUGGUGUCUUAUGAAAUCAGGCUCUUACAUGGAUGUUUCCACAAUUUCCCACGGAACUGUUUUAUGUAACUUGUGCAAACGUGAUUGUUACGUAGCAUUUCUCGACUGCAGUAGUUGUUUGCUUCCAGUGUGCCUUCGUCAUUCGGCAUCUACCUGUCAAUGUGGAAACAAGCUUACUCUAUAUCUGAGGGAUGAUAUCAUCGAAAUGGAAGAUGCUGCCAAGAAGUUUGAACUGGAAGAUGAUGUGAUAUCUGAUAUUCAACCGCCAUAUAGAAAUAGUGAUGAUUAUUUUGAUUUAUUGAGCAAAUUCCCCAAAGCUGAAGAGGAUGGAUAUUCUCCUUAUUGUGAUAUCAACUUGGAAAACUUGCAAAGGAGUGGUGCAUCUUCACAAUCAGUUGGUUAUCAACAAUGUUAUGGAGGUUCGGAGAUUAAGAAUGGUGCAAAAUAUCCAGAGAGUGAUGAGUCUGACUCAGAGAUAUUCAGGGUUAAACGCCGUUCCUCGCUGAAACUGGAGCAGAGAAGUGAUAACGAUUCUCUCACAAAAUUCCAUCAUCAGGGUAUAAGAAGACUAAAAAGAUCAGAGGCAAGAUUUGAGAAGCCAAAAUGUAUCGAAAGCUCGAUAAUAACAAAUGACUGUGGGUUAAGCAGUUCUAGAGCAUGCCUCAAUAGUGUUUCCCGGGAUAUGGUUGGUAGACCUCCAAUCUCAAUAAAGUUAAAGAGACCGAAAGAAGAACACGAGACUACAUUCAUGGAACCCCCCAGGAUAGACAAUAGCAGGUUGUUCAAGAAAGACUUGGGAAACAUGAUAAGAGAGCCAACUGUCGAGAUUGGACCACCGAAGCGCCUCAAAGUGAGGGGUCUCCCAUCUUUUGGGUCUUAAGAUUUUUAGGAACUAAUCUGACACAUCUAUCUGUCUGAUCUAACACUGCCCUUUUGAGCUUAAGAAGGGUCCUAACAGCUAAAAGGAAAUUAUUCAUUUGGGGGAGGCAGUGGCAAGGCAAAGCAAAUCAUUGAUCAUUAACACAAUUGUAAGUAAAGAAAUUGAUUAAAUACAUUCUUUAUUUGCAUGCCCUUGAUUCUUUGUGGGGUGUUUCUCAAGCUCAAUGUAAAUUUGUUUAUUCAAGUCUUGAAGAUGCCUCUACUAAUGUUCAUUCUUUUUGUAGCAAACGGUUGCUUGCCCUUGAACUAUUUGAAUAGAAGGAAAACAAAAUUAACCAAUGGAAAUAUCUUAGUUUUUGUUCAAUAUUUCCUUUGAUAUAUGAGUUUUUUCUUUUUUCAUUUUU